This is a messenger RNA of Ochlerotatus camptorhynchus, 807 nucleotides long. RefSeq lists its product as uncharacterized. The transcript has a single exon. The coding region runs from base 1 to 807 and encodes 268 amino acids. Lineage: Eukaryota; Metazoa; Arthropoda; Insecta; Diptera; Culicidae. The record is from RefSeq and is a predicted model, not a curated record.
AUGAGCAGGAAAAUCGAAGACCUUGCCAAUGCGGUUCGUGACAGGGACACGGAGAUCGCCCAGCUCAAGGCUGCGCUUGCUAUAAGGAAUUCUGACAACUCCAAUAACACGAUUGACACCCCACCUGCUAACCCGCCACUAGAGAAUUUUUUCGCAAUGAUGCAGCAACAGAUGCUGCAGAUGAACGAUAACUUUCAGCAGUCCAUCAAGGCCCUCGUGGCUACCCAGAUUACCACUCAAACAAAACUACAACAGAUUGAGGCAGCCAUGAAAACGUCCGGUCGGUCCCCUCCGGUACCGGCUCCCCAGAGACCGCUAUCGCAAAGGCCGAAGGCCACAUCCGCUCCGUUGCAAGUAGCAACGGGCAGUAAAAAGAUUAUAAAUACGUUUACCGAAAAACCCAGCACCAAAUCAAGCGUAGGAAAGAAAAUUGUAACCACCGCAUAUGUGCCCACCUCGGAAACCAAAACCGCCGAACCGGGCACACCUACGGCUAAGACUCCUGUUACAGUCUCCUCGCCAGUCACACCCAGAAAUUCACUGGAUUUCAACCUGGUUGAAGUGAUUGACGUCACCAGCGAUAGAUCCACAUCACCGGGGAACGCCAGUGACAGGACGAUCACCCCUGACUUCAGUCCGAACCCAAAUGCCAGAGUCGAUACGCCGCUACCAAUUACCAACACGCCAAAAUCCUCCAAACGACCGAGUAACGUUCUCAGCCCUCCGAUACGGCCACUCCACAUAACCCAGCCUCCCAUGAUACCGAAGUCUCUUCGGUUAUCUCCGGAACCACCUGAUACCGUUUGA